Postia placenta MAD-698-R-SB12 is the source of this 681-nucleotide messenger RNA. RefSeq lists its product as hypothetical. The record is from RefSeq and is a predicted model, not a curated record. The coding region runs from base 1 to 681 and encodes 226 amino acids. The transcript is spliced from 8 exons. NCBI's taxonomy places the organism in Eukaryota, Fungi, Basidiomycota, Agaricomycetes, Polyporales, Adustoporiaceae.
AUGACCUCGCCAAGCACCGCGGGCAACAGUUUUGGCAUCUCGACCUUCUGUAGUGCUGUCAUGAUAGUCGACAUCAUACUACUUCUAUUACUCUCCGUGAUCUCAGCUGCAUUCUCCGCGUUGAGAGUAUUCGCCUCCAGCGGCAGAGACUGGCCAUUGACGAGCCUCACCGGUUUCCUAGCGCUCAUGCAGUUCAUCACAAAUCUAGCAAUCUAUAGCAAGACCACCUACAGCGUAGCCCAUUUACCUUACUUCGGUGCAGUUUGUAAUCAAUCGUUCGAUAUGUCCUAUUCCAUAAUCACCAAGAAUCUCACACACAUCGCAUUUUGGAACCUCUAUUGCGAUGGUUAUGAGAAGAGAUGCACGCUGCUGGUGCUGAAUGUUCUAGAUCUUGCUUUGUUCGUCCCGAAAAUAUACCUCAACGUCGGCAUGAAUUUCGUCAUCCCGUGGGUCUUCAGUCAUUCACGGUGGCAAUCCGCUGAUGCGACUAACAUAGAAUCUCAAAAUAUACCCGACAUAGGUCCAGCGCAACGACGGAAUCUGACUGCGAACAGCCAGAGUGGGCGGGCAAGUAACCCGGCACAUAGUUUCAGUGAACUUGUCGUAACGCUCUACACAGGAUGGCAGGACAAGACAUCUUCAAACCAGGCUGUAGAGGCAAUUGAGCUCACGCUAUUAUAG